Molecule: messenger RNA, 5698 nt
Organism: Cryptotermes secundus
Lineage: Eukaryota; Metazoa; Arthropoda; Insecta; Blattodea; Kalotermitidae
Gene: LRR
Product: F-actin-uncapping protein LRRC16A
Exons: 34
Coding region: 160-4638 (1492 amino acids)
Biological process (GO): regulation of Arp2/3 complex-mediated actin nucleation; cell migration
Cellular component (GO): lamellipodium; plasma membrane
Molecular function (GO): protein binding
Source: RefSeq, a predicted model, not a curated record
UAGGGGAAGUUGCAAUGGAUUGUAUGCAUUGUAAUGCGUUGUUGAGUUUUUAUUUUAUUAUGUGGUGUGUGUAGGUUAGUGAAUAAGAAAUGCGCAGUUUUAAUGAGUAACAACUAACAUAGCGCUGUGUCUUAUGACGGCCCUCUGUAUUUCAGUAAGAUGUCCACAAGAUCACAACUCACGAAGGAUUUGAAUGAGAGUGUGAAGUCAUUGCUGGGAAAACGCGUCAAAAUAUUGCUCAAGAAUGUUGUCAGGUUGGAAACAAAAGGUGACAAGACAGAAAAUCGUGUUCUGGUCUUCUCACCUUGUCGAUUGUUUCUCCUCACAGCGAAAGUUCCAACCAGGAUUGAUUUCCACUUCCAUUACCUGGAAAUUCAGGCGAUUGAAAGCAAGAAACCAAAUCAGUUGACUUUGACAGUAGGUGACAAAGUAUACUCAUUCUUAACUGGAGAUGAGAAUGGCAGUCAAGAAGUAGAUGCAAUGGUGCUCGCCCUGGCAACUGCAAUAAGAAAUAUUUUCCCAACAGUUCCUUUACAACACAUUAUUCGCAAAGUGGAGGUGGUUCCCAGUAAACGCAUCCAGCAGUUGCUUGACGGGGAGCUGAGUCGUGGACACGAUGGUCGAGGCCUGGGUCCCUGUGGAGGCUUCUCCACGCAGUAUGCUUGUAUGUGUGACUACCACAGCAUGCCGUACCGGGAGGAGGUGUCUUGGGAUGUGGAUACCAUUUAUCUGUCACAUGAUACACGAGAGUUGUGCUUACGAGACUUCGACCACUUGGAUCCAAAGGAUAUUGUGCCAAUAAUUAGUGCCCUGGAGUUCAACACUUGGUUCACAAAGCUACGAGCCAGCAACAUCAAACUGACUCACGAGGCACUGGACAGAAUCCUCCAUGUGAUGAAGAAGUCACUUAGCAUAGAGGAACUUUACCUGGACAACCUCGGAGUGAAAUGGGAUUUUGCUCACAAAUUAUCACUGGCAUUAAUAUCAAACAACAGCACGCCUCUUCACAGUCUGGAUUUAUCGAAUAACAUGAUUGAAGACAAAGGUGCCACUAGUCUGUGUGGAAUUGUUGCCAAAAUUAUCCAAGGUGCAAAUCACCUAAGCAGUCCAUUAGCAAAGGUGCCAAAGGGGUUGAUUCACCUAAACCUGUCUCACUGUGGCCUGUCUUCCAAGGGGGUGAACCAGCUUGCUCAUGCACUGUCUCUCAACAAGAUCAUGCCUAGCACGCUUACGUACCUCAACCUCAGCGGUAACAACCUCAAGGAGGAGAUCAAUAAUCUAUGCAACUUCCUUGCUCAGCCUAACUCGUUAACUCAUCUAGAUAUCUCAGGGACCGACACUGCAUUGGAAACAAUAUUUGGUGCUCUACUGCGGGGAUGUGCUACGAACCUUGUGCAUCUCAACGUCGCUCGUAAUGUGUUCAGUUUCAAGAAAACCAAAGAAGUUCCCCCAUCAUUCAAACAGUUCUUCACAAGCACACUCAGCCUCAAACAUCUCAACAUGUCUUUCUGCAAACUGCCAUUGGAGGCCCUCAAGAACUUGUUACUCGGGCUGGCAUGCAACGAGUCCACCAUCGAGAUUGAGCUAGACAUGAGCUGUAACAACCUCGGAGCCCAAGGGGCCCACGUGCUUGAAUCAUGCAUCCAUGGCAUUCGGUGUAUUGGCAGCCUAGACAUCAGUGAGAACAAUAUGGAUGUUGAUCUGGCAGCUGUAGUAACUGCGGUUAGCAAAAAUAAGUCCAUCAAGCAUCUGAACAUGGGCCGCAACCUCAACAAUAUGAAGGCAAAGCACAUUGCGUCGGUCAUGGACGCUGUUGUACAGAUGAUUCAGGAGGAAGAUUGUGUGCUUCAGUCGUUGUCAAUACCUGACUCAAAGCUGAAAGCGGACCUGUACAACCUGAUCAAUGCCCUCGGUGGUAACCAGUGUUUGCAGAGUGUUGACAUAAGCGGUAAUCUGAUGGGUGAUGCAGGGGCAAGGCUGCUCGCAAAGGCAUUACAGAUCAAUUCCAGGCUUAAGAGCAUUAUAUACGACCGUAACAACAUCACACUUCAAGGAUACUGUGAUAUAGCUUAUGCAUUGGAAAGUAACUACACGGUGCGAUACAUGCCGUUCCCGAUCUAUGACGUGGUUCCGUGCAUGAAAAUUUCAUCAGAACGUACAGACGCUGUCAUGAGGAAGAUCCAGGAUCUCCUUCACAGGAAUGUGUCACCUAAGAAGUACAGUAAUGGCCAAGCAUUUAGGCUCCAGCAGGGUUUUCUUCUGAGCUCCACGCAGCAGAUGGUCGACAGACUGGUCGUACAGACGCAGGACACGAUCCGCGUACUGGCAGCACAGGAGUCUGUUGACAGUAACAACGAUAUCAACCAUGCUACAGGUCUUAUCCAGGAUGCAGAUAAUUCGAAACAGCUUCUUCCAAGGUUGCAUGAAGUGGUACAGAGGCGGGAAGAAGUGGGCAACCCCAUCGACGUCAAGCUGAAACAAGUUGCGGACGAGUUGCAUAAUGUUGUGGUCAGCUACCUGCAGGGCACGCUUGAGAGUAUGAUAAAGUGUGCAGAAGACCAGUGUCCCCAUGUUUUAGCUGAUGAUCGAGUUCAAGGCGAGAUCAAGAAGAUGUGUCGAGAGAAGAACUUCCUUGCCCCUGAAUUCAUCCACACCUGUAUAGUGGAGCAGACUGGUGCGGACAUCAUGAACAAAGUGAAUGAGCUUAACCUGGCGGUCGCUGCUCACGUAUCCGAUCGUAUCACUGAUGAAGUCAUUGAGACUUUGUCACAGAGCUACAAGAAACUGAUGGGGGACGUGAACAAGAAACGCUCAUCUACUCCUGAUGUUCUGCGAUCAAGAUCUCGUAUGAGUUCAGAUUCAUCGAGGAACGAUGCCAGUGAAUGCUUUUCCAUGGCCGACACCCUGAGCCAGCAGUCUGACCAGUCACCCAUGGCCACGCCACAUCUUUCCACAAAACGGAAGAGUCUUCAUGGACGUAAGCUGCGACCCAAGAGUGUUGUCGACAGUGUCGAAGGUCUGUCAGCAGAUGACAUUCCUGAUCUCCUGCCUUCAUUGCCAAAGUCUGCAGAAGAAUCUUUAGAUUCGGUGGCAGAGUUACCAACUGCAGUGGGGCAGCAGCUGCAACAUUUGGUGAAGGGACGGCCAAGAAGAGCCAAGACACGGGCCCCAAGCCGUCCGAUGUUGCGGCCAACAGAAAUAAUCGAGAAUGUUCAGGAUCUGGGAGAGGGGUUAGACACGUUCUUCAGGCCAGGAUCUGUCACACCUACUGGCACACCACUUGUCUCGCCUACGUCAGAUGACAGCUCACACACAUUUCCUUCAGAAGACAGCCCAAAUCACCAGCCUGGCAGUAAGGAUGAAGGGAAGACUGUGGACUGCAAGUACAAUUCAGGCGGGGAAGGGAAGAUCGUGAGGAUAGCUCCAGAUCCCCCUCAGACAUGCGACACACCGAACAAAUGCUACGCGGAUGAGGACCGCUGUAGCAAUGGCAGUGGCUUAAAAGACAGGCCUGGCCACAGCUCGCCUCUCCUGAAGGGAAUGUCUGGACUCUUAGAGCCGGCAGCACCUCGCUCCAGGUCAAGUGAUAACUUAGAGAAGUACUCACCUCUUAUUGGACGACGAUCGCAGGGAGACUCGCCACUCACGGCAUCCCCACUGGCAAGGAGGAUGACUGGACAGGAGGCGAGCCUUGAGGGUGGACAGCUGACAAGAGAAGACAGUAAUGGCAGUAUUAAUCAAGAACUCUGUGGCAGCAGCGACAAGAUUGAUGGUUCGUCUCAUGUACCAAAGAUAAAAGUUGGCGUUAGUAACACUAUGCUGGCUGAAAUGAAAGCCCGUCAAGAAAAGAGGACAUCAUCUCCACGACAGGACUCUGAUCCAGACAGAGAGAAGCCACCAUCACCAACAGUGCUGCCAUCUGUGAGGCUGCGGUCCACAGGCUUGGCAGACUCAUUGCGGUCUCCAACCAACGGGUUCCCCAAAGGAAGUUCAGGCGAAGGUCCGAAGUCUCCUAUCCUCAAGUCAGUGACUAAGGAAGUGGGUGGCAGCCGGACAAAUUCAGACUCAGGAUCAAGCUGCUCCUCAGGAAAGCAGUGCUCCAGCAAAGUGAAACCUCCACCUAUUGCUCCAAAGCCAAGACCAUGGUCAAUGGUUGGAAGUGACAGGAAGUCGGGAGAGUUCUCAUUGCCAAGUGAUGGGUCGAGCACGAACACUUCAGCAGCCAAUACUCCUGAUUCUGGGGAUGCCCUCGAUGAAUCCACAGAUUCCGGUGUGGCUAGCAUGGGCUCCGGUUCAGGUCCCGGUGCGGAGAAACGUUCUGUCCGAGAACUAGCAGCCAGUUUGAGCAAGCACGGUGGUCCAGAAUCUGAGAACAAACAACGGAAGUGUGGAUCAUAUAGUGAAUCAGAUGUGGCUGAUAGAAAAGCAUUCCAGCAACAUUCAAGUCGCUCAGUAGAUAGCGGUAGUAAUUGGGGCAUUCUGCGUGCACCAAGGAAAUCUUCUCAAAUUGAGGUGGCCCAGGAGAGCUUGGUUGACAAGCGAAUGUCGCUUGACAAGAAGUUAGGCACAGUUCGUGCAAAGCAGCAGAGCUUUGAUCUGGAAAACGACUUCACCUGCGAUGACAUCGUGGAUGUCUGAACGUCUUAUUCAUUCCUUGUGUGCAUUCGUUCAACUUAGAUUGCUGCCAGGUAUACAGCAACUUCUGCUGUCAAUCUUGCUGCCCCAUUUAGGAAAGCAAUAUGUUCUUUUUAUUGUCUUUCCUCUAACAUGGUAAAAUGGGAAUUAUAGUAUUGGUCAGUUGAAUACCUGGCAGCAUCAGCCACAAAUACAGGGUGUUUGUCAAGUUACUUUUACCAAUACUAAUAGAUAUAUUGCUGAAAUUGUAUUGUCUGUUACUUGUUACAUAUACAGUUUAAAGCACUGCAUUCUUCCAUUAGAAUAGUUUACAUCUGUAAUAUAUAGCUCUUCCUUAUCUCUUCCUCACUGUGUUGAUCUUAACUGUUGUUGGGCACCAGUCUCCAAGUGUCAGCGAUGCACAUUUGAAGGCAAAGGGCCUUGUUACCAAAAAUUGGUGAAGGUGCUUUAUAACCAUCCUGUAUUUUGGAAGUCACCUUUUAUUUUCUUUCACUUAGAAAUCAAAACUCUAGCAUUCCAGUCAUUAGGCAUAUGUUGUCAAGACAUUUUAACACUGCUAGAUAAACUGUAGUAAUAUAAACAUUGCUAAACUAAUUAGGUUUUAGGUUAUGGACAAGGAAAGAGUUUCAACAAAGUAUUCAAGUGUUGGUAACGAUAAUACUGCCACUUAUGACAUUCUGUAUUACACAUAAACUUUUUUUAUUACAGAUUUGAGGUUCUUACAUUGCCAGAUGUGAAGAUUACUCUCUUCUGGUGUGAGGUGCUUUCUUUUAGUGUUUUAUAUAAUGGCACUCUCAGUACUGAGACUGUGUGGCAGUGGAUGAUAGUACGAUCAGUAAUUGUCAAGGAUUUGGAAGGAAGCAGUUGUGGCCUAAUUGAAAUACUAUCCCAGCAUUUAGGUGGAGAGAUGGGGCAAACCAUGAGAGACCACAGUCAGGAUAGUGUCUUGGCCAAGCUUUUACUGAGCACCUCCUGCAUACAGGUCCAGAGUGUUACCUCCAUUUCAUCCUAUCCUGUGUGAUGCUGCAUAGUCUGGUAGACAGUUUAAAUGUUAUCAAGGAAC